Xenopus laevis (African clawed frog) is the source of this 1550-nucleotide messenger RNA. RefSeq names its product doublesex and mab-3 related transcription factor 2 L homeolog (gene dmrt2.L). Gene Ontology annotation, biological process: regulation of transcription by RNA polymerase II; sex differentiation; regulation of DNA-templated transcription. Gene Ontology annotation, cellular component: nucleus. Gene Ontology annotation, molecular function: DNA binding; sequence-specific DNA binding; RNA polymerase II cis-regulatory region sequence-specific DNA binding. The record is from RefSeq and is marked provisional. NCBI's taxonomy places the organism in Eukaryota, Metazoa, Chordata, Amphibia, Anura, Pipidae.
AGCCGAUUAGCAGCUCCAUCUCUCUGUCAGGAGCACCAACCUGGAUCAAAGGAAUAUUCAGACCCAGAUCUACACACAGCAGUGGAGUAAAUAUCCCACCACUAAGGGAACUGCACAAUCUCCAGAUCGCUGGACUUGCCUGGAUCUGCUUUUGCACCACCUGGAACAGGGAGAGAGAAGAAGCCAAAAGCAGGACCUGGCUGUAGUCAGAGGGCAGCUGGAGAUGUACGAGAUGAAGGCACCUGCUGCCCCAUCCUCUUCCUCGUCCAACCCUUCCUCCUCUCCUCUGUCCUCCUACUGUUCAUCCUUGGCCGGGGACUCAGAAAUAGACGUGGAGAGCCUGGAGAUGGAGGGAGAUGGGCAGCCUGAGCACUGCAGGGCAGUUGGGCGCCUUGAUGAUGAAGAUGAAGAUGAGGAGGAACAGGAAGGGUUCGAUGGAGCCCCGGCCAGUAAACUGGAGCAUCAGAAAGCCAAUGAAAAGGGAGGCGAACAAAGGAAGCUGAGCAGGACCCCCAAAUGUGCCAGGUGCAGGAACCACGGGGUAGUGUCGUGUCUGAAAGGCCACAAACGAUUCUGCCGCUGGAGGGACUGCCAGUGUGCCAACUGCCUGCUGGUGGUGGAGAGACAGCGUGUCAUGGCUGCACAGGUGGCACUCAGGAGGCAACAGGCCACAGAGGUGAGUGACAAGGGAGAUCAUUCACAGUGUCACAUACUCACAUUCCUGUCUCUUGUCAUCUACAUUCUGCCCUCUCCAAUGUACAUAACGGCCUAUAUCAUCGCUUGUGGCUCUAAUGUUCCAAUCUAAUAUGCCUUUCCAAUUGAUAUUUUUGUUUAGCCACAUUAUUGUCCUUGCCUUAAAUCACCAUCAUCCCAGUUAAUCUUGUACGUACAUUAUGAUACUAAGGACCUCAUGGCAGUCUUAUUUAUUAUAGGGCGCUAUGGGCUCUACUCUGUGUCAUAUAAUCUCAAACUCAGGUUCGAUGGGUCUGGCAUAACUUGAACCGAAUAAACGGGUAUCUGAAUUCACCCCAGACACCAAUGCUGUGCAGUGGGAAGGAAAGCGGUGCCUAUCAUAACUAUGACGGUCAAAUGGAGCAGUCUGGCACUGAGCAAGACCGCAUUAUUAGCAUUUACAAAUGAUUACCGUUAUUCGUUGAAUUAGAAAUAUCAGAAUCGAAAUAGCUUCAGACUGGCCUUAAUUUGUAAUCGUAUAAACAGAUAACUGAGAAGCUCCGACCAUACCCGAUUGCUCGUGUUCUGUUCUUUGCGCUGUUCUAGACUGGCGCAGAGGCUCCAAAUGUACUCGCUAACAUUGCCAUACACGUGACGCAAUGGCUCCAGCAGGUGCCAGGCACAAGCCAGACUGGCUAUAUAUAUAUAUUUCUAUUGAUUUGAAUUCACUUUACUUUUUCCAUACACGAACAGGAUUUCCUCUUGGCACGUUGCCCUUGUAACGCACACACCUAAACUUUCAUUCCCACUGUGCCAAUGUAUCAAUGUGCCCAAGCCACUUGUAUUUAUGCACAAAAUAAAUAUCUUCAUGUUUUCUA